Molecule: messenger RNA, 646 nt
Organism: Paramuricea clavata
Lineage: Eukaryota; Metazoa; Cnidaria; Anthozoa; Malacalcyonacea; Plexauridae
Source: the annotation of a GenBank genome assembly
CGCCCACCAUAUUUUGUAUCAGUUCAACACCAGACAUCGCCAUCACCAGACACCGUUACGAUGUCGAGUUUGACAGAAAAACAACGCGCGUAUCACCUGCAGAAAAUGCGAACUCGAUUCACCAGGUUAGACUUGAAUCACGAUGGUUUCAUAUCUCGCGAAGACUACGAGCUCAUGGCCAAGAAAUUGCAAGAGUAUGGUAAAUUGAACGCCGAGAACGCCGAAUCGACACGCAAUGCAUUCAUGGCUGUUGCUGAUCUAUUGGAUCUGAAACCUGGAGUAAAGGUCCCUGUAGAAGAAGCAGCUAAAAAGGCAAACCGAGCAUUGUCGGUAAUAGCACAAGAAAAACAUCUAGGUUUCCUAAAAGAAACUCAUAACCCAAUCUUUGAUGCCCUGGACCUCGAUAAAGACGACCACAUUUCCCUGGACGAGUUCAAGGUGUAUUUUCAAAUAAUUGCUCCUGAUAUAUCUCAAGAUGAGAUGAAGCACUCUUUUAACGUGAUUGACUCGAAUAAGAGUGGUGAAAUCAGUCGUGAGGAAUUCAUCGCAGCUGCUUUCGAUUUUAUCCAUGGUUUUGAAGAAACAGAAAUCUCAAAAGUAUUCUUUGGACGUUUGCUAUGAUUAACUGCACGAAAAGUUAACUGAA